This is a messenger RNA of Gadus chalcogrammus (walleye pollock), 1156 nucleotides long. RefSeq names its product zinc finger protein 3-like. The record is from RefSeq and is a predicted model, not a curated record. Gene Ontology annotation, molecular function: DNA-binding transcription activator activity, RNA polymerase II-specific; RNA polymerase II cis-regulatory region sequence-specific DNA binding. Gene Ontology annotation, biological process: regulation of transcription by RNA polymerase II. The coding region runs from base 182 to 883 and encodes 233 amino acids. NCBI's taxonomy places the organism in Eukaryota, Metazoa, Chordata, Actinopteri, Gadiformes, Gadidae. Gene Ontology annotation, cellular component: nucleus. The transcript is spliced from 3 exons.
GAGCAGAGCUCUUGGUCUGGUAUGGGGACGAAUACGCCAGACAUCUGGGAAUCGGAUUUGAUCGACUGUGGAACAACAAGAGCUCUACUAAGGAGGGAAAUCCCAGCUGACACCAGCACAGGCUUUCCCCUGUCCCGAGUGUCCGUACUCCUACACGUCUCAGAUCUUCCUCCACAAACACAUGAAGAGGAGCCAUGGCGACCUGUACGGCCGACUGCUGAGGAGUGGAGAAAUCAAGGUGGAGCCUAGUCUCCUCCCAUACGUCGCAGCCUCCUAUCAAGAACCAAUCGGAGCCUCCCCGGGAACCGUCCAAAGCACGAGCCAGAUUCCAGCAGAAGGAGCCGGACGCCACAGAUGUGAGAAGUGCAGUAAAACCUUUAGUCGCUCUGAUAGUCUGAAGAGACACCAGCGCAUCCACACGGGAGAGAAACCAUACCACUGUAAACAGUGUGGGGAAACAUUUAGUCUAUCUGGUGAACUGAAGAGACACCAGCGCAUCCACACAGGAGAGAAACCAUACCAAUGUAAACAGUGUGGGAAAACAUUUAGACAGUCUGGUCAUCUGACUGUACACCAGUGCAUCCACACAGGAGAGAAACCAUACCAAUGUAAACAGUGUGGGAAAACAUUUAGUCAGUCUGGUGAUCUGAAGAAACACCAGCGCAUCCACACGGGACGCAUCCACACAGGAGAGAAACCAUACCACUGUAAACAGUGUGGGAAAACGUUUAGUAGAUCUGAUACUCUGAAGGAACACCAACGCAUCCACACAGGAGAGAAACCAUACCACUGUAAACAGUGUGGGAAAACAUUUAGUCAAUCUGGUCGUCUCAAGCGUCACACACAACUUCACAGAGGAGUCUCCACCCAAACAACCAUGUGAAGAAACUAAAUGGUUCCCAGACAUCUGUUAUUCAGAUCUAAUCGAACAUGGUCCUUGCUGUUUAUGUUAAAAGGGCACAUGAACGGUUAAUUGUUUAUCUUAUCAACUUUAUGUAUUUAUUUAUAUUCAUGUCUGUAUGAGUGAAGGUUUUUACCCGAAAAAUAGUUUGAGAGAGAUAAUGUUAACUGAAUUAUUCUCUGACGUCAUUGUUAUAUUUAUUACAUUUGUAUGUAUUUAUUUAUUUAUCCUGUAGAAAUUCAAAUAAAAUCAGAU